Messenger RNA from Ornithorhynchus anatinus (platypus), 1280 nucleotides. It is a transcript of the gene ZMAT3, whose product is annotated as zinc finger matrin-type 3. The record is from RefSeq and is a predicted model, not a curated record. The coding region runs from base 376 to 1245 and encodes 289 amino acids. The transcript is spliced from 6 exons. Lineage: Eukaryota; Metazoa; Chordata; Mammalia; Monotremata; Ornithorhynchidae. Gene Ontology annotation, molecular function: nucleic acid binding; zinc ion binding.
GCGCAGUGGGACGGCUGAGCGCCGGCCGUGUCUCCACCAGCGACCCGCGGCUCAUGCGCAGUAGGACGGCUGUGCCCGGGUGGCUCCUCCCCGUGCGCGCUCCCGCCCGGAUCCCCGUCAUCCCCGUCAUCCAUCCCCAUCCCGCUCCUCGUCCUCCCGCUGCUCCCGCUGCUCCGCAUCCCGGUGCUGGCGGCGGGCGGAGGCGGCGGCGGGUGUGAUCGUGUAGCGCAGGGUGUCGCGGCCGGGGAUGCCCCGGGGGGCGCGGCGGGGCGAAGGGGCUGCGGGCUCCCGGCCCCGCUCCCACCUCCGGAACACCACGAUCUGAAGACGAGGUUUCCUUCUGCCACCCUGAUAUGCCCGCGGCCCUCCUGCCCAAUGAUACUGUUGCAGCCCGCCGGACUUCCUGCCCCUAAGCAGCUCUCACCGCCUCCUUCUAUGUCAGUGGCUCCUGGCUCAGCGGCCUCCUUGCCGUUCUCCCUGCCGAGACCUCUGGGACUGGGGGCCGCUCUGCCUCUCCCCGGGGAAGAAGAACUCUCAAAGGCUGUGGAACAAGAUUCGGCACUGGAGGGGUUAUGCAAACCCUUGUUCUGUAAACUCUGUAAUGUCACCUUGAACUCGGCCCAGCAGGCCCAGGCUCAUUAUCAGGGUAAAAAUCACAGUAAGAAACUUCGAAACUACUAUGCAGCGAAUAGUUGUCCAGCUCCUGCCAGAAUGAAUAAUUCAGUAGAGCCUGCAGUUACUUCGAUUGUACCAGUUUCUCCUCAGAUGGGCUCUUCCAAGCCGGGAGGCCGAAUAAUAAUGGCCACAGAGAACGAUUACUGUAAACUCUGUGACGCCUCGUUCAGUUCCCCAGCUGUGGCCCAGGCUCACUAUCAAGGGAAAAAUCACGCCAAAAGGCUGCGGCUCGCUGAGGCUCAGAGCAACUCAUUCCCAGAUCCAUCGGAUGUCGGCAAACGGCGGCCCCGGAAAGAAGGGAAUGAAUACAAGAUGAUGCAGAAUAGGAGAACUCCGUAUGCGGUUCAGAAUAAUGCAGCAGGUCCCUACUUCAAUCCUCGUUCUCGACAGCGGAUUCCCCGGGAUCUUGCAAUGUGCGUUACACCGAGCGGCCAGUUUUACUGCUCAAUGUGUAACGUUGGGGCUAGCGAAGAGGUGGAAUUCCGGCAGCACUUAGAAAGCAAGCAACACAAAAGCAAGGUGUCUGAACAGCGGUAUAGGAGCGAGAUGGAAAAUCUUGGCUAUGUAUAAUGAAUUACAUUCCUCUGAUUGUAGUUUUCAGUUAA